Chiloscyllium plagiosum (whitespotted bambooshark) is the source of this 2325-nucleotide messenger RNA. NCBI's taxonomy places the organism in Eukaryota, Metazoa, Chordata, Chondrichthyes, Orectolobiformes, Hemiscylliidae. The record is from RefSeq and is a predicted model, not a curated record.
AUGGACCCCCUGACAGUUCGGGAGAAAUGCACAGCAAAUAAGAUGGAAGAGAACUGUAAAGCCAAUAGAGCCCGCACGAGACUCCGGAUGCAUAGUAAUGGAGAGAAUGUGAGUGAUCCAGAGAUGGAGAAGCGAAGAAAGUCGAUUGUUUUACUCUUUGGCAUCUCGGGAAGCUUCAUCCUUUUGUAUUUGUUGUACUUUGUCACAAUCAUUUAUGUGCGAAUUGCGAAUAUUCCGUUUUCCUCUGUUUCUGAUGCCACUGUGUCCAAUCCACACUUGGAUGUGAUUGCAGACAACAGAAAGAAAUUGGUAGCAAAGAUGAUAGGGCCAUCCUGUGAUCCUCACUGCAUCAGGGUGGUGAUCGAAAAUCAAAGUCUUCCCAGGAAAAACAUCCCGAAACUGCAGGACCUACAAAGCUAUAUUGGGAUUUGUGGUCUGAAGAAGGCCCAGGCUACAGCAGGAGAAACAGGCCCAGAAAUUGGAGAGGCCCGGCCUGCAGCACUAGAACCAGGCCCAGAAAUUGGAGAGGCCCAGGCUGCAGCACUAGAACCAGGCCCAGACAUUGGAGAGGCCCAGGCUGCAGCACUAGAACCAGGCCCAGACAUUGGAGAGGCUCAGGCUGCAGCACUAGAACCAGGCCCAGAAAUUGGAGAGGCCCAGGCUGCAGCACUAGAACCAGGCCCAGAAAUUGGAGAGGCCCAGGCUGCAGCAAUAGAACCAGGCCCAGAAAUUGGAGAGGCCCAGGCUGCAGCACUACUACGUCCUACAUUUUCUGUGAUAACCAGGGAAAAGGGGAGGCAUAAUUUGCAUGAGCAUGAUACCCAGGAACAACAACAGAAUGUAGAAGGGAACAGAAGGAAGGUGGAUGAAGGGGGGUCUCCUGGUGGACGCGAUGUGUUGAAGUGGGCGUGGUUAUUCGUGGAUGGACACGUCACCGUCGCAUGUGACGUUCGCCGCGAGGGCGGAAGUGUGGCCUGCGGGUGUCAGCGCGCCGCUGGGCCGACGUCAGCCGCGGCUGUCCAGCGGGUGACGUCACGUGAGGGGCGGAAGUGGCUGCGGCAGCGGCAACUGCGCGGGGCGGAAGUGGCCAUCAGAGACCUGGAAGCUGCCAACUGGGCAAUUGGAUGGGAUGCCUAUGCAUCACUUCAGAUACAGGCGAGGAUAGUCAUUCCAUCAGGACCAAAAGGUCCUCAUAUUUGGAUCAUGGAAGCUAAAAUAAUCAUUCACACUGAGAAACCGUGGAAGUGUGGGGACUGUGAAAAGACAUUCAAAUGCCCAUCCCACCUCGAAAGGCAUCGACGCAGUCACACUGGGGAGAGGCCGUUCAGCUGCCCCCAGUGUGGAAGGGGAUUCACUCGCUUAACCAAUAUGCUGUCACACCAGCGGGUUCACACCGGGGAGAGACCGUUUAAAUGUCCAGACUGUGGGACAUGCUGUAAAAGUUCCAGGGACCUAGCGUCCCACCAACGUGUUCACACUGAUGAGAGACCGUACAGAUGCUCUCACUGUGGGUCCAGGUUCAAGCGAUCAUCUAACCUCAGCGUACACCAGCGCAUACACACUGGGGAGAGACCAUUCACUUGCAGUGAGUGUGGGAAGGGAUUCUCUCACUCAUGUCACUUGAUGACACACCAGCAAGUUCACUCCGACCGGAGACCUUUUAACUGUACAGACUGUGGAAAAUGCUUUAAAAGUUCAAGAGAACUGAUGUCCCAUCAACGUGUUCACACAGACGAGAGACCGUUCCGAUGCUGUCACUGUGGGGCUGGGUUCCUACGGAUGCCUGACCUCACUGUCCACCAACGUUGUCACACUGGGGAGAAGCCAUUCAACUGUUCAGAGUGUGGAAAGAAAUUUAACAGGUCUUCCUACUUGCUGUCACACCAGCGGGUUCACUCUGAGGAGAGACCUUUCAAAUGCCCGGACUGUGGGAAGGGUUGUAAAAGCUCUCGACAGCUGGUGAUCCAUCGACGUGUUCACACGGACAACAGACCGUUUCGGUGCUCUCACUGCGGGACUGGCUUCAGACGAUCUUCUGAACUGAUUGUACACCAGCGAGUCCACAGCGGGGAGAGACCAUUUACCUGCUGCAAAUGUGGGAAGGGGUUCACUCAGUCAUCCCACCUACUGAGACACCAGCGCAUUCACAAGUAAUCGCAGUGAUUCGAUUUUGCUGUUAAUCACAUUUGGGAAUGGACCUGUUUCAUUUGAGUCUGUUUCCACUAAUAGUUUAAAAAAAAAACUACACUUCAGUUAUAGUAUUCUGGAUAAACAUCAAAUAAAUCAGCUUUGUAUUUAAUACAAAAUGUACAAAGUUUUUUUUUA